This is a messenger RNA of Seriola dumerili (greater amberjack), 465 nucleotides long. Its product is annotated as ATP synthase subunit g, mitochondrial-like. Gene Ontology annotation, biological process: proton motive force-driven ATP synthesis. The transcript is spliced from 3 exons. Gene Ontology annotation, molecular function: proton transmembrane transporter activity. The record is from RefSeq and is a predicted model, not a curated record. Bases 56 to 367 code for a protein of 103 amino acids. NCBI's taxonomy places the organism in Eukaryota, Metazoa, Chordata, Actinopteri, Carangiformes, Carangidae.
ACGUUCUCACACCGCUUUUCUUUCUUUUUUUUUGGUUUCCUGGCCAGUCUUCACAAUGGCUCAGGCAGUACAGAAACUCGUGGCAAAAAUACCGACUUUAGUCGGCGCCGCUGUCACGUACUCCAAACCACGACUAGCGACCUUCUGGCACUAUGCCCGGGUGGAGCUCGUCCCACCUUCUCCGGCUGAGAUCCCCAAAGCCAUAGAGGCUGCCUCCGGCCUCAUCAAGAGCUUCCAGUCAGGACGCCUGGGACAAACCACAGUAAAGGAUGCCUUAAGGAAUGGACUCGUGACCACAGAGGUGCUGAUGUGGUUCUACAUUGGAGAGUGUAUUGGCAAAGGAGGAAUUGUUGGAUAUGACGUCUAAAUAUUAGACUGUUCUCUCUCACUCUGCAAAUCUAAUCCUUACAUUCUCAACAACCUGCACCAAAUUUUCAAAUAAACAUGUCUAUAAUUUGAAAUAUA